Molecule: messenger RNA, 2403 nt
Organism: Ramularia collo-cygni
Lineage: Eukaryota; Fungi; Ascomycota; Dothideomycetes; Mycosphaerellales; Mycosphaerellaceae
Exons: 4
Coding region: 1-2403 (800 amino acids)
Biological process (GO): DNA-templated transcription; positive regulation of transcription from RNA polymerase II promoter by galactose
Cellular component (GO): nucleus
Molecular function (GO): RNA polymerase II cis-regulatory region sequence-specific DNA binding; DNA-binding transcription factor activity, RNA polymerase II-specific; zinc ion binding
Source: RefSeq, a predicted model, not a curated record
AUGUUUUCAACUUUUCAAGCAGCAGGUUCUACUGGAGCCGGAGACGGUGACGGCAAGGCGAACCGCCCAGGAGGCAACUCGAGACGCAUUUCCACUAGCAACGCAUGCAUCGAAUAUGUGAUGGAAACACUCCUUGCGGUCAAUGUCAAUGGUAUCAGCAUCCAGAGGAGUGCGCCUAUGCGAAACCAGCACAGAGGGUUGUGCCCUCUAGGAAUUGCACGUUUAUUUCCGGGAAAGGAGCUUGAAGAGCUCCUCUCACUACCACGAGAAGAACUCGUGAGCCUUGCCGUUACAAUCCCAACCUCCAACCCAUCGCCCUUCAACACGCCGGGUCCACUUCCCAGUGUGAUUGAGAGGGUCAACAACUCCGAAACAGCAGAGAGUCUUGAAGCAUUGGAGCAAGCGCCCGAGCAAGACCCUCCAACGGACGAAGCAAAGCGCCUUGGGGCCAAAAUCCAAGGCAUAUCCGACGAUGUAAACGGACUUUCGCUCUCAGUCGACCGUACAUCGUCAUACGUAGGAGUUUCGUCGAUACCGGCAGUACUCAAGGUCAUUUUCAAGACGGCGCCUUUCGCACGAGCAUUCGUAUCACAAAACACUGCGAAUCCCAGUCGCAGUACGACGCCGCCUCCACACCUUGCAGAACCGGAUCCGAACUAUCUCCCUCCGGCAGACAUAGGGGAAAAGUUGAUUGACUCUUAUUUUGCCCACAUUCACCUUCUGAUGCCCAUGAUCGAUGAGGAUUCGUUCCGCCAUUGUUAUCUUUACAGUAUGCGCAGAGACUCGCCUUGGCUUGGUUUACUGAACAUGGUAAUGGCACUUGGCUCUUUGGCAGGCUCAACAUGCGACAGUGAAGAUCACAUUGCCUACUAUCAAAGAGCAAGGAAACAUCUGGAAGCCGAGGGGUUUGGUAGUGGAUCUCUGUUUGUGCUCCAAGCAUUUGGUCUUCUUUCCGGGUACUAUCUCCACUGGUUGAACCGACCAAACGAGGCAAACGCCAUGCUUGGUGCCACACUUCGUAUGGCAACUGCACAUGGGCUUCACCGAGAGUAUGGCAACCCACAAAAUGGGAGCGUGGUGGGCAGCACGAUGAUCGUGUCUGGACUCGAGGUUCCUGUAGAGAUCAAGAGGAGGACCUGGUGGAGCUUGUUCUGCUUGGAUCUAUGGGCCAGUAUUGCGACUGGUCGACCGUCUCUGGGAAGGACCGGUCCAGGAAUAACGACUGCUGUCCCGCGUAUUCCCGAGCAGAUGAACAACGCACAGUACUUGGCCUCGUUACGACUUCUGCCCAUCAUCCACAACAUUGCAUUCUGCAAGAUUGCUACAAAGUUGCAAGAUCAGCUGGCGGCUCGCACGCUCAUCGAAUUUGAAGAGCUGUUUGCUCUGGACGCAGAACUGGAGAAGUGGAGAGAAGACUUGCCACCCAUCAUGCGCGACGUGGUGAAUCGUCCCGACUCGAAAAAGAGAACGUUCCCAAGCAAUCAGAAGGAACAGAAGCAUUCUCCACCAAAUCCCGGUAAACCAGCCAGGUCCAAGAAAGCUUCGUUUGAUUUCUCGCAACCUCCCGAGAGAGACAAUACCUCGUGUCCAGAAGUGCUGAAGACGCCAAGAGCCAUCAUGCAUUGGAGGUACCAGAACUUGAAGAUGCUAAUGCAUCGUCCGAUCCUCUUGGCCGCAGUUCUACGAAGGACCAGUUUCGCGAAGAUGAAACCUGAAGAGAAAGUCGCUGUCAGUCGUUGUCGGAUCGUAGCUGGUCAGGCCAUUGCAGAUAUCAUCGACACUUGCCAGGAUCAUUUGAUUUCAGGCUGGAAUGCUGUGUGGCUCAUGUAUCAGGCUGUCAUGGUGCCAAUCGUAUCUUUAUUUUCAGUAUUGACAUUGCCGCCCAGCGCAGCCACAAAUGAUAGUCCUCAUGGAACGCUUGAAAGUGGUUUUGAACACACAAAUCCUACAGGAACCGACAAUGAUGUGGAGCACUGGAAGCUUGAGGUUGAGAAGGCGAUUGUGUUCUUCAAAAGAAUGGAGCGCUGGUCCGUCGCUGCGAGAAAGAGUGGGGAUGUCGUGCAGCGACUCUAUGAUGCUACCAAGUAUGUGAGUCAGUACAAUCAGCAGCAGCAAGCACCCUCCGGGGGUCAUGCCAUUUCUACAGACUCCAACAGGGUCAUGUUGGCCGGGCCAUAUGAUCCAAACGACACGGGAAACUUCUCACAAGAUUACGGGAUGAAUUUAUCGACAGGAUGGGGCAUCAGUCCGAAUGGAGAGGCCGCCGUGAAUGAGUUUUGGAAUGACAUGAUGUGGGAUUCAUUCCCGAGCGAUGCGAAUUUUGUUGUUGACCAGACCGAUUGGUGGCAGCAGAACGUAGAGGACCAGGAUUGGUCGCAAUGGCCAGGCGAGGAAGGUGUUUGA